AUGGUCAAGGAGCUGCGGCAGAGGACCGGCGCUCCCAUCGGAGACGCGCAGAAGGCCCUCAAGGAGAGCAACGGCAGCAUGGACGAGGCGAUGGAGUGGCUCAGGCGCAAGGGGCUCGCGGCCGCAGCCAAGAAGGCGGCCUCCCGGCACGCGGCAGACGGCCUGGUCGCGCUGGCGACGGCUCCGGGCCGCGUGGCCGUCGUCGAGGUCAACAGCGAGACGGACUUCGUGGCGCGCAACGAGACCUUCCAGGCACUCCUGCGCAGCGUGUCCCAGAGCAUGCUGUCGCUCGAGGCGGCGCCGGGCGAGGCCGAGAUCGCGGGGGACGUGGUCGGCGGCGCCAAGGUGCCCGAGGGCGCCCCGCACGCGGGCAUGACGGCCGAGGAGGCGGCCACGAGCGUCUCCGCGUCGGUCCGCGAGAAGGUGUCGCUGCGGCGGGGGUUCCUGGUCGACUCCCCCGGGGGGGUGAUCGGGACGUACGUGCACGGGCAGGUGGGCGACGGCGUGGGCCGGAUCGCCGGCGUGGUGGCGCUGGAGGGCGCCGGGGACGCCGCGGGGGCGGAGCGGGUCGCGCAGGGGCUGGCGAUGCACGUGGCGGCGAUGCGUCCGCGGUACGUGACGGCGGAGGACGUGCCGGCGGAGGUGCGCGAGGCGGAGCGGAAGAAGCACGUCGAGGCGGCGGUGGCCGCGGGGAAGCCGGCGGACAUCGCGGAGCGCGUGGCCGACGGGCAGUGGCGCAAGUGGCUGGCCGAGUGCUGCCUGGUCGAGCAGGAGUACGUGCUCGAGGAGGGACGGAGCGUGCGGGACGUGGUGGGCGCGCUGGGGAAGGGCGCGCGGGUGGCGCGCGUCGUGCGGGCCGAGGUGGGCGAGGGCCUGAGCGAGUGA
Messenger RNA from Pedinophyceae sp. YPF-701, 885 nucleotides. The record is from the annotation of a GenBank genome assembly. Lineage: Eukaryota; Viridiplantae; Chlorophyta; Pedinophyceae.